UACACGCAUAACUGUCAAAAUAAAAAAUACUGAGUUGAAUCUGAAAGUAUUAUUUUCAGAAAAUUAUAGUGUAAUUUGUAUGAUUUAUUUCUACACGUCAUAAACAACGAAUUACUUCAGAAAUACCAACUCGGAUUCCAAAUUCACAUAGAAUUUGAGAUAUAGAGAAAUAUAAUUAAUAAAUAAUAUGUCUGCAAAAUAUAAUUUAACCAGUGCUAAUUAGAUUUUAGAAUUACAUUUACAAUCUCAACUAGUUAAAAAAAUUUACUAUCAUUUAUAGAUAAUCGUAAUCACUUAUCCAUAUGGAGUCAAAACUAAAAGAGUAUCGUGCCAUUCGCAGAAGAAGAGAAUUAAUUGAUAGCGCAAAAGAAAAACUAGAAAAUUCCAAAAGAAAGAUCGUAAACUUUCUCAUUCCUGAAACAUUUAGAAAUAUGGAUAAAAAUGACCAACGAAACGAGGAAGAGGUUUUAUUAUUAGAAAAUGAACACCAAGAACCUGUCUCACAAAGCCUUAUAAUGGAGGAGUCGGUGGAUGCAUCAGAACUAAGUGAAAAUGGAUCAAUUAUAGAUGAAAAACAGGAAUCAUGGAAAUAUUUUACAGUAAAAUGGUCUAUUUAUGGCUUAAUCUGGGUCACCUUGUACAUAUUCUUUCUUACACUGCAAUUUGGUGCAGUAUUCUUUGUUAUAUCUAUUUUAAUUGGUAUAUGUCUCAAUACUAGGACGAGGCCUAAAAAGAAAGGUGAAGUUUCAGCUUACAGUGUGUUCAACGAGAACUGUGUAAGUAUAGAUGGUACUUUGAAAGCAGAACAGUUUGAAAAGGAAAUAAUGUAUGGGGCUGGUGGAAUGAGAGGAUUUUAAUUAAAAGAAAACAUUGUGAUGUGAUUUACUUAUGGCCUUACUUAACAAUGUUUAGCUAGUUCUUGGCUAAACUCUGAUUUGUCACUUAUGCAUCAUUCAUCAUUUGAUAGUCAAAAGAAGUUUGGAAUAGAUACUAAUCUCUAAUUAUUCAACCUCCUAAACUACAUUUAUAGUUAUAGAUAAAUUAAUGAUUAUAUUAUGGCUUAAGCCAAAACUAGAUAGAAGACUAAAAGUCUUUGAAUAAUUAUAAAAUCAUAAUAUAUUCUCUAAAAGAUGUGACAAAAAUUAAAUUAAACCUAUAUUUGCUAUUUUUAUACUAGUGGACAUUCCACUUAUUAAAGUUUAUCAUAUAAAUAUUAUAUGUGUUUUUUUUUUAAUAUUAUGAUUGUAGACAGGCAAAUGAGGCAUUUUUUGUGAUGAAGAUAGGUAGACAAGCAAAAAGCUGAUAGUUGGUAGUCACCACUGUCCAUAGACAAUGGUGCUGUGUAAAAUAUUAAUCAUUCCAUACAUUGCUAAUUCACCACCAACCUUAGGAACUGAGAUGUUAUGUCCCUUGUGUCUGUGGUUAGACUGGCUUACUCACUAGACUGGAGCAGAACGAUACUAAGUACCACUGUUCGCUCAUAGAAUGAGUGGGUUGUACUUACCCAGGCAGGUUUGCUCAAAGCCCUACUUGCUACUGAUAAAAAUACCUUAUGUUUGUACAUUGACACUAAGAAAUAUAUUAUCUAUUCGAAAUAACUAAACUUAACAUCCUAAGCAAUGUUAUAAAAUCGAAAGUCAGGUGGUUUACUCAUUACAAAUUUGCGUGAUAACUACUCUUUUCUAUUCUCAUGACAAUUUGCAUCCACAUUGUAUAUAAAGUGAGAAUAAAAGAAUACAUAUUUCUUUUGCAAGUUAGCCACUCAAAACGUAUGUAGACAACCAAAGACUUUUGUAAGAAACAAUAGUCUAAAUAUAUAUCUUAUUCAUAUGUAAAUUAACUUAUUAUAUUGUAUAGCUUAUUGUAUGGAUUUAUUACUGGUGUUAUUAAAUGUGAUAAUUAUUUAUUGUAAUAAAUAGUUUAUAGUAA
Molecule: messenger RNA, 1929 nt
Organism: Vanessa atalanta (red admiral)
Lineage: Eukaryota; Metazoa; Arthropoda; Insecta; Lepidoptera; Nymphalidae
Gene: Saysd1
Product: SAYSvFN domain-containing protein 1
Exons: 2
Coding region: 303-857 (184 amino acids)
Source: RefSeq, a predicted model, not a curated record